UAAAACUCACUCUGUAAUUUGUCAUCUCUUAGAGAGUAGUAAUAUUCCUUCUUAUUAUUCGUUAUUAAAAUCCCAGAUCGUUUUGUAGCCGUAAUACCUAUAUGUUUCCUUUCCAUUUAAGUAAAUAAUAGUAAUAUUAUUAUGUUAAAGGCCAAGGGGUGAUUCGGGUAACCCAACGAUGGAAGUAGCUGGUCUUUAUGGACCUUAUAUCUUCUAAUCAAGUUCUCUAAUAAAAUAUAAUCGGCCAAUUUUGUCAUAUUUUGUGUCUUGGAACUCGUAGGCAUCGAUGUAAACGCCUAUGCUACUAGUGUAAGAGAUGAACGACCGGGGUGCUAGGCGAAGCUUCGGCGCGCCGUUCUAUGCAGCCCCGCGCCGCAAGACCUCCGCGGAGAUCAUCAGCGAAGCCCGAGCUGCUAUCAGUGCUGAGAUGAGCAGCAUGGCGAACGUGGGAGGCGCCCUGCGUCCGUUGCGCACGCGCCGACCGUUCACGCCGCGCGAACCGCAACGCACGCUGUUCACUGAAAACGCGCGGAACAAGGACGCCCGCCCGCCCAGCGCGUUUGACCUGAAACAUCUGACAUUAACGGAGAGCAGCGAAGACGAUUUUGUUGUUGCCCAGCCUGGUAAUCGGGAUGAAGACUCCAUCAGACGAGAGAUGCCAGCGGAAAAUUAUUCCAAGAAAAUACCAGCUGUUCGACCAUUGCGGGAUGCACAAGAACGAUCAAACGAAGGUUGGGGCCGUUUCACCAAAUUGCCCCAUCUCAGUGGCAGAAGCAAGCCUUUGCAUCGGAGAAAUACUACUGAACAAACUGUUUCCAGUACAAGUCCGGAUUUAACCCAAUCGAUUUCUGUAACAAGACCUUUCAGUAAUGAAAAUAGGUCCGUGUUGAGUGAAAAUCCUAUAAAUAAAAAUGACCUUAGUAAAUGUGAGAAAGUUCCUCUUACAGUCGGUGUUAGUCCUGAUACAUCUAGUAAAAGAAAACAAUUUGCGUCGAAAUCAAUUUCAUGCGAGGCGGGCACUACGAUUGGGGAAGUGUUUGUCAAGCAACUUGAAGUUCAGUUGCCCAAUACAUUUAGAGGCAACGAUGAUUAUAACAAUAUGAGUGUCCUGGAGUUAGCCGAAGCACUUUCUCAGAAAACUCGUGACGUAGACCGAAUCAUUCAGUUGCUUGCCGCUCUCCAGAACAUUAUCGUGAAAACAUCACCAGCGAACAGUCUUCGUGAGUUGGUGCUCCGUUCACUAUACACGCAUAUUGACUGCGAAGAUGAGCGAGUUCUAGUGGCUAUAGCGAGGGCUAUGCUUACGAUGGAUGUAACUGGUGCACACCUGGCAGCUGCUUGCAAACUAGUGUUCAAAAUCGCGAGAAAUGACAAAAACGAUCUCUUUUUCAAGAACAGUAAUCUUCUUGAGUUGCUAGUCGAAGGAUGCGGUCGUGUGGAUCCGCUGUCAGAAAGCGAAUGCUGCGUUUACGCGGCGGGCGCGUUGCGGUUUCUUGCGUUGGAGCCGCAGCUGUGUGCGUUGGCGCAUCACGCUGGUGCAUUGCCUCUCGCCGCACUACACCUCAAAAUACUCAACAAUGCGAAAGCGGAAAGACCUCGUCAUGUUUCGGAUCAAGCAACUCACGCUCUGUACCAAGUGACGGGUGCGCUUCGGAACCUGGCGAGUAAUGAGGGGAGCGGACGAGCAUUUGCAGCCAGUGGAGUGCUCGCCGAGCUGCUCGCCGCGCUUACCUUGCACACUGAUCGAGACGUGCUCACCAAUGUGGCGAGAUGUCUUAGCGUUUUAUCAGCAGACGACAGCUGUUGUGCGUGGUUGUGUGCGUCACCAAUAAGCGCAAGUGCGUUGCUCACAGCUUUAGCGGCGUGCGCCUCUAGAGCGCCUCUUACUGUCCGCUUGGCGUACACUCUGGGCAACAUGGCCGCAGCGGAUGAACAGGCUCGUAUUAACAUAUACAACGAGGAAGGUGGCAUUGAUGUACUACUGACAGUACUAGAAUCUUACUCUCAUCGCAAUGAGAGCGAUGCGAAAGAUCUUGAUUCCGAUCCAGACUUGCAUUUAGUUGGAUCGGACCUUGGUGGAUCUGACGGAUCUAAUGAAGACGUACUCAUAAAGACAGUACGCGUGAUAGCUAACCUCUGCCUGGCCGAGCUCGCCGGUAGGGGGCUGGCGGCGACGCAUGCUGAGCGAACUGUUCGGGCGCUACUCUCUUGCUUGCAGCUGGCCGAAAAACCUGUCCAUAAGGCAUCAGAUAUAUCUGAGGCAGACUACAACUCAUGGGUAGAGCGUCACGAGGAGUUGGCGAUGGCGGCACUCGCGACCCUCAACAACAUCACCUUCUUCUUCGAGCCUUCGGAGUCCUCACAUCAUAAUAUCUUGGAGCAGCUUUGUAAAGCUACAUGUCGAUGGGUGCGCGGCACCGGCGCAGCGGCGUGUGAAGCGGUGCGAGCGCUGGGCAACCUGUCCCGCUCUGCGCGUGCCUCGCAGCUCAUCGUGCUGGAGGGUGCUCUUGACGCGUUGCCUCCACUGCAACACCACGAAGAUCCCAGUGUCCGCUGCGCGGCGGCAGGGUUGCUAGUGAACGUGUGCGGGGCGGGCGGCGCGGGCGACGCCGCUGCUGCCGCAACGCGUGCCCUCAGCGACGCGGCGCACACGCGCGACGUGUCCGCCGCUGCGCUGCUAGCGCGCGCGCUCUGGAACGCGCAGGCACAUCGUCCUCUCGACCCCACACAAGCGCAGCAAGCCACUGCUGCACUCGCUGUCUUUAUUGAUGACGAUUCAAUGUUCACCGCCUGCGAAGUACCGAAAAUUGGAGAUCGACGUGCCAGCGAUCCUCAGUUGUCUAGACUUCAUCACGUAAAAUUCGAUAUCGAUAACAACAACUACCAGCACAAAGUGAAGGAUUUUUGCCGUGAGCCCAACCUGGCGGUCAAGGCGUACAGUGUGGAGGAGGACUUGCAUUUAGAGCAAGAUGAUGAUGAAGGCGAACGUUACUCGGGCGAAGACUUGGGGUUUGAAGAAGGUGAGAUAGAAGAAUGUGAAUGCGCUCCGUGUAAGAGAUUAGCGGCAUGGGAGGAGUUGAUAGGAGUCGCUAUACCAUUGCUAGAGCAACUCCGUCCUCCGAGAGCUGACGCCUCAGUAGGCACAGACUGACGAGAAAAACAUCUAUACUAAUAAGUAAAAUUGGAGUGUCUGUCUGUAAUUUCGAACUACAUACUCCUCAAUCCUGAUGCUGCAGGGGACCUGACCACCAAAGCUGACGGGAUUCAGUUAUAAAUUGAUAUUGAAGGGACCAAGUAAAGAUUUUGUCGUUGGACCUCGGCCCUGAUGCUGUAAGGAAUUACAUUCCCAAAUCCUGGUGAUCCCUCGGGAUUUUUAAAGGAUCACCCGUUUACCCGGGGACGAGCUAUUACGGCGAGGCUACUUUUGCCCUAGAAAACCAAAAGUUCCCACGGGAUUUUAAAAGCCUAAAUCCACGCGGGCGAAGCUGCGGGCAUCGGCUGUUAAUUAAUGAAGGGUUCCAUAUCAUCGUAGAAGAUUAUGUAGGUACUUUUUAUAGUUUACAUAACGGCCAAUUUGAAAUUAUUAUUAUUGGCUGUUUUAUGUAAAAAAAGGGUUUUAUGUACUUUCUUAGUUACUUACUUAUGAAUCCAAGGUUGUUCUGUAUGUAUUUGUACUUAUAUUAUUAAAAACUUAUUCGAUAUAUA
Maniola jurtina (meadow brown) is the source of this 3705-nucleotide messenger RNA. RefSeq names its product armadillo repeat-containing protein 2. Lineage: Eukaryota; Metazoa; Arthropoda; Insecta; Lepidoptera; Nymphalidae. Gene Ontology annotation, molecular function: protein binding. The record is from RefSeq and is a predicted model, not a curated record. The transcript has 21 exons. Bases 317 to 3151 code for a protein of 944 amino acids. Gene Ontology annotation, biological process: cilium organization.